CUCCCUACCGAUUUAAGCAUCUAAUUUCAACAACACCACCCACACCCUUCCACACCGCAUCAUUCUUCCCAUGGACCGUCCCAUCUCUCAAAAAACUCAGCUUCAAUACCGAUUCUGCGGAGGAACAUCGUGCGGUGGUGACUAGAGCAACGAAGAUGGUGGAAAGGUGGGGAGGGUGUUGUGCUGUGGGUGGAGACGAUGUGAUCUCGAUUUUCGAUUUUGGGUCGCAGAGUGGUGGUGAGGGAAGGAAUUACGGAAAGGGCAAGGCAAGAGAGACAAACGAGCGGCCCAGGGAGAUGGUUCCGAUCGUCAUCGAGAUUCCGUCUUCCAAAGACGCCGAACCGUCCGAACGAGCCAUCAAGUCAAUAACCUGGGCCUUCACCAAAGAACAGCCCUCAUCGCCUCUCCUGGUCUACGCCCGAAAGAGCCGUGUAUAUGUCCUCGAUCUCAAGGAGCACCUGUCUGGGAGAUCGAAUUGGUUGAGGUUCUUGAAAGGUCAUGGUGGGCUUAUAACCUCGGUACAAACGUCCCCAGACCGGCCUUUUCUCAUCUUGACGACUUCUCGCGACCUCUCGUCCCGUAUCUGGGACCUCUCACCCAUUCCCGCGCCACAUCCCGGUCCUGAACCCCCUUUGGCGCCUCCGACCACCAGCACUACCGCCACCGCCUCCACCACGACAACAACCCAUCAACGCACUCGAGAACUCCGCCCUCGUAACAACAUCAUCAAUCCGAAUGCUCUGAACCGCAAAAAUCAGAGCGGCACGAAGACCGCUGGUGGCAGCCUGAGUGGAGCAGGAGCAAGACGAGAGGGAGGAGAGCGAUGGGGAGGAGUGGAUAUGGAGCGUGCGUUCCCUGGCCGAUGUUGGCGCGUUCUUGCGGGUGGACUGCCCGCGGGUCAUUUGGGCGGAGUGUUGUGUGCGGCGUGGCACCCGAGGUUGCCUGUCGUUGCGACUUGUGGGGUGGAUCGAACGGUCAAGAUCUGGAAUUUGAACCUCCCGCCGGACGAAGAGACUGGCGAGCCGAUUUUCAGUACUUCAUACCUCCACAGCGCACGUAUUCUUUCCGUAUCAUGGCUCCACGACGACAUCCUCGCCACCCACAGCUCGCCCACCCAGAUCCAAGACCUGUCAAACACAGACCCCGAUCGUAAAAGCGAUGAGCCCAUGAAGCUCAUUCGCAUUCCGGGCGAACUGAUCAUCUGGAAAUGGACGAGUAUGCACCGAUUCUUUCCUGGACGUGAUUCUGCGGGGGACGACGUAGGUUCAAAACGGCCAGAGGCGCAGAGACAGGAAACAGGGGACUCGGAGAUGGAAGUUGAAGAUGAAUUGAACGGGGAAGGCGGAGGUGGAAAGGAAGGGCACCAAGCUGCUAGUAAUGGGAAUGGGAAGGGACGAGGGAAGGAGUAUCAGAUGGUGUUGAGGGGGGGUGAGAGGGACUAUAAGGAUAGCGUAUCGUUCACGAAACUCGCGACACUUUCCCUUCCGUUAUCCAGCCCAUCGUCCUUGAACCUAACGACCUAUACCCACACGGCACCACACAGCCCUGUCCCACCGCUCUUCCUCAUCCCUUUUUCAGAGCCUCAUCCGUCGCCCCCGUCCUUGUCCACCGGCACCGGCACGCCAAUGACCGCCCAAGCAAGUGCCAAACCGACCACCACGACCAUCGGAAGCAUCCGUCUCAUUCCCGCCUGGGCGCUCCAUGUGCACAAAUUACGUCGUAUAAUCCUCCCGAACCGAGAGCGUGAGGCCAGCGGCGAGAUGGAAGGUGUGUUGAAUGAUAUGACGAAACAGACGGGAAAGAUGCGGCUCGCUUCUGCUUCUGCCUCAACGAGUAGGGAGACGAGUGCGGCUGUGGAUGGGGCACGGGCGGGGAGUAGGAGUGCUAGUACUGCCGCGAACACGGUGAGGGGAGGGAGCAGUGUAGCGCCGGGCAAUGGGAGACCUUGGAAUCAAGGAAAUGGGUGGGAUUUGAAGUGGGAGUUGAGUUCAUGGGCUGGUCGGACUGGGGUUGGAGUGAAUGGAGAAGAGGGGAGAGAGGCAUUGAGGAUUGAGGGUGUUAGUGUGGGCUUGGGUGGGGAUGUUGUUGUGGCGGUUGGGGAGGAGGGCAUGAGAAUUUGGACGAAGGUGAAAUGA
This is a messenger RNA of Stereum hirsutum FP-91666 SS1, 2135 nucleotides long. RefSeq lists its product as uncharacterized. Gene Ontology annotation, cellular component: ESC/E(Z) complex. The transcript has 7 exons. Gene Ontology annotation, molecular function: protein binding; nucleosome binding. Lineage: Eukaryota; Fungi; Basidiomycota; Agaricomycetes; Russulales; Stereaceae. Gene Ontology annotation, biological process: negative regulation of transcription by RNA polymerase II. Bases 156 to 2135 code for a protein of 659 amino acids. The record is from RefSeq and is a predicted model, not a curated record.